Messenger RNA from Drosophila hydei, 917 nucleotides. Its product is annotated as chymotrypsin-2. The transcript has a single exon. Gene Ontology annotation, biological process: proteolysis. The record is from RefSeq and is a predicted model, not a curated record. The coding region runs from base 18 to 875 and encodes 285 amino acids. Gene Ontology annotation, molecular function: serine-type endopeptidase activity. NCBI's taxonomy places the organism in Eukaryota, Metazoa, Arthropoda, Insecta, Diptera, Drosophilidae.
CAGAUUGAGCUGUCAGAAUGUGGAAAGAUUUUGGAAUAGUUGUAGUAGUAGUGCUAUGCCUGCUCAGCUGGAGCAUUCCGGCUGAGGGUAAACGAAUGCCGGAGCUGACUGCCGAGCAGCUGAACAAAUUGUCCCGGCGCGACUUUGACCCACGUGUAGUAGGCGGCAGCGAUGCGAAGCUGGGCCAGGCGCCCUAUCAGAUCUCGCUGCAGGGCAUGUAUGGCGAUCAUAUGUGCGGAGGCGCCAUCAUCGAUGAAUACCACGUCCUCACGGCUGCCCAUUGUGUCUAUGGCUACAAUCCAACCUAUCUGCGCGUUGCAACUGGCUCAAUACUCUGGGACAAGCCUGAUGCCAAGUACUUCGUGGAGGAGCAUUGGGUGCAUUGCAAUUACAAUGCGCCCGACUAUCACAACGAUAUUGCGAUGAUACGGCUCAACGAUUCGAUCAAGUGGAAUGAGUACACUCAGCCUGCCACGUUGCCAGAUGCGCCGCUGGCCAAUGGAUCGCAGCUUCUGCUGACGGGAUGGGGCUCCACGGUAUUUGGCAGCGACACGCCCGAUGUGCUGCAGCAGGCAGUACUCACGUAUGUGGACUAUGACUCGUGUCAGGAGAUCAUGGGCGGGGAUGUAUUUAAUGGACCCGGGCACAUAUGCACGCUGACUGAUCAGGGUCAGGGCGCAUGCCAUGGCGACUCGGGUGGUCCAGUUGCCUGGGAUGGCAUACUCUAUGGCCUGGUCAACUGGGGACACCCCUGCGCCAUUGGCUAUCCGGACAGCUAUGCGUCGGCCUAUUACUAUCGCGACUGGAUACGACGCACAAAGGCGUCAUCGUCCUGCAAGGAUUGUCACUGCUAUGCGAGCAACUACGGCGUAUGAUUGAAAUAAAAGAAAAGCGAAUCCAUUUCCAUUCAAACAAUA